AACAAAGGAAACAUAUCAAAAAUCAAUAUUUAGAAGAGUAAAAAUUACCAAAAUGAAAGGUGUGAUCGAAAAUCAAUUUUCAAAUUCAAAAUCUGUAUGAAUUAAUUCCUAAACCACUGUUCGUUGUAAUAAAAUUAGGUUACUCGUCUGAAACAUGCAUUCGAUAAAAGUAGGUAUGCCAAAUUUUCAUGAGUAACAUAAAGAAUACUUGAGCUUUAUAAUAUCUCAUCCAAAUUUCGAAUCAAAUUUUACAUCCAGUAGAUAUCCAAAACACAAACAAUAAAAUAAAAACCCAUCGUUAUUCCGCCGAAGUUGUAAUAAAAAACUAAAAAGCAAGAAUAAAACCGGGAACCUGCUCCUACAAACAUCAAAUCGCUGCAACCAAACUAACACGCCAGUAUUUUUUUCACUUAAUUAUUUGAUGCGUAGGUAUCUGGUCUACUCUUAAAAAAAAAAUAAUAAAAAUAACUUCAAAUCACUUUGAUCUACUUCUAUACGUAAAAACUUAUUAAAACCUAAUCAUCGUUUCCAUCACAUCUACACCGUCAUGUCACCACAAAUAAAUAACCAACUUGAAAAAAACACACUUACCUAGGAAACUGCAUCACCUCGACUCAUCGCAAAAUCCUCCAUCCAACUAUUCCGGAUCAUUUGCAAAGAACCAGGAACCAACUGUACUAUGUUUCUGCCUAGGCACACCUACAAAUUACACUAGACUGAGCGUAAAUGAAUCAUAAAAACGGCGUGUUUAUCGACGAAAUUAAUGAAACGUAGCAGAAAAUGGAAAGCGUGAAAAGCAAUUUUCGCAUUUAAUUGUAACUGCUAAACUAAAAACGAUUGAUGAGGUUGAAUUUGCCUACGAUAAUAAUACUCUAUACCAAUGAACCCGCCACAAAGUCGUAUCAAUUCGAAUCGAAGGUUACAAGAAUACCAUAUAAACAUUCCUAACCUGAUUAUUUCAUUCAAUAGUUGAGCAUUUUUUUACACGACUAAACUUCUCGAUCUAUUUUAUUAGCGCGAAUUUGUCAUAUUUCAUUCGUAUUACCUACUCGUACAAGUGUAAAAUAUAAAUACCAUAAAAAAAUGAAUCAAUUCGUGUCGUUUGUCGCGUUAUUUUUAUCUUUAGUUUCGCAAAUUUUAUGCACCAGUACUACUACGCCGGCCAAUUCCAGCGAAGAAAAUUCCAAACAGGUGGAUCAACAGACUAAUGAGAUGAUUAGGAAUGAAAAAAUCAGAGAUGUUUAUAUCAAAUGUUUACUCGAUAAAGGACCCUGUAACGGAGAAGCUGCUGAUGUAAAAAAACUAUUACCCGAAGCUGUACAAAAAGGCUGCGAAAAAUGCUCCGAAAUGCAUAAAAAGAUCAUCGAAAAAAUGAUGAUCUUCUUAAAAGAACGUCAGCCCGAAAUCCUGCAACAAGUUACCGCAAAAUUCGACCCGAAAGGAGAAUUCAUGAAAACUUUCCUCAACAAACUGCAACAACAACAUCAACACUCGAACGAAAGCGGUCAACAAUACGGUCAAAAUGCACCGGUCAUCCAACAAGGUCAACAUGUGCCGACCCAGCAACAGAAACCACAAUAAAAUAAAAACAACAAGAUUGCAUACUACGAGUAUAUUUUUUAGGGCAUUGUGAUUAUUUACUUCAUUAUUCUAUUUUCAGUUCACUGGCGUAAUUUUUUGCAAUUUUUUUCCAGCUGUUUCGCUAUAAACGAGUAUAAUUUUACGGUUAUUUUAAACUUUGCCCAAUUUUUGCACUAAUUUAUAAAUAUAAUGAAGGUGUGAUUUAUUUAAUUAAUUAUUAUUGUAAAUACCUGUACUUACGAAAUGGCAAUAAAAAGUU
Planococcus citri (citrus mealybug) is the source of this 1840-nucleotide messenger RNA. Its product is annotated as allergen Tha p 1-like. Lineage: Eukaryota; Metazoa; Arthropoda; Insecta; Hemiptera; Pseudococcidae. Bases 1084 to 1581 code for a protein of 165 amino acids. The record is from RefSeq and is a predicted model, not a curated record. The transcript is spliced from 2 exons.